Messenger RNA from Durusdinium trenchii, 2463 nucleotides. Lineage: Eukaryota; Dinophyceae; Suessiales; Symbiodiniaceae. The record is from the annotation of a GenBank genome assembly.
AUGAAGUUUGCCAAAACGUUGCAGGAAGAGCUUCUGCAAGAAUGGCAAGAGCACUACAUCAACUACAAGAGUCUCAAGAAGGUGCUGAAGCUGGACCAAGUGGAGGCAGUUCCGGCGUUUUGCAACCUCCUUGAUUCCGAGAUUUGCAAGGUCCAGCGUUUCCUCUUACAGCAGCAAGAGGGUCUAUGGAAGGCCCUCGCGGCAAUCAAUGUGGAAGUUCCUGGGAAGAACAGCUCGGGGACCCUUCGCAAUGUCAACGCUUCCUGCGAGUCCGUGGUCUCUACAAUUCAGCAGCUCCAAAGUUACGUUGCGCUGAAUCACACAGCCGUCCAGAAGAUCAUCAAGAAGUUUGACAAGCGUUUCCACGUUCAUUUUUCCGAGAUGGUCCCUGCGCCAGUGAAGUCGCAUGUGGUCAUCAAUGCCAACAGUAUAGGUACCUGGCUGCUUGCACCUGCGCAGCAGUGCUUGAGGCUGGUGCGAACCUUUGCAGGCAAUACGGCUCCGCUUGAACGACCCUUACGCCAGUUCAACUUCUGGAUGCAGGAGCUGCGAGCAGGCGCCAUGGUCGCCAAGUCACAGACAGCAGGAGAAAUGUGGAAAGCGACCAAUCUCCGCUUGCAGCUGACAUGUGGCAAGGAUAUAGAAUGCCGCAUCAGGAACACAUUCAUUGAUGUGACGCAGAGGGAUCAACAUCCACGUCAGCGAUCUCGUUCCCUUCCAGCACGGUUGCCUCAUGAGGCGUUCAAGCCUGGGCAGCGGCAUUGCAUGGCUCUGGCUGUGGAGCCCGCCCAGCACCGCGCGCCCCAUGCUGUUCCUGAGAUCGACGACUCGCAGUCCCGCGACACCUCGUUCGACACCUCGCCGGUUGAUAGCCCAUCAUGGCCGGCGCUAUGGGAGACCAAGCAAGGUGGAGACGCCGCUGAGCCAGCAAAGGCUGCCGAUGAGGUUCAUGAACCUUGGCCUGCACAGCUCAGAGAGGCACGCGAGCUAUUGGAAGGGAUCGAACACGAAGAUGGUCAUAGGAAAGGAAUUUCAGAAGGCCGCUGGAGGACCGUGGCGACAGGGACAGCGUGUCCUCCAAGUGCCAUCGACCGCCGCUCGGGGAUUGACUUCCAAGAGCGAUGGCCACACUGUGGUCGAGUGACGGUGGCCGCGGCAUCGGCAGCUCUGGCUGAGAAAAGCUCAAGAUGUGCGAAAGCACUGAGAAAGGGCGUCCUGUCUGGUGGUGUCUGGGAAGGCAACUGGAAAGAUGUACUCCAGGCUGGGUUGCCAGUGAAGCUUGAGGCAGAGAAAGAAGCUUUUGCCGCCAAACCCUCCGCCGCCAUUGCCUUCAUUGGUGCUGAUUUGGUGGCUGAGGCAGGUGGCAUCCCUGAAGCAACUGCCCAAUUGGGCGCUGCAUUGAGGGUGUCGCGUCUGAUCUCCUGUGUGGUCGACGGUGCCAUCGGACACUUCCAGAAGAAGUCUCGCUGGAGAAGGAAACUCCUGGAGCUUUUCAAGCACAAGCCACCUGUGUGUGAAUUGGAAUCCAGCAAGGCCAUCUCUGUUGCAUUUCUCUGCUGUGCAGUGACCAGCCUGGUGAUUCCUCGAGGAGGAAGCAUGGAAACGAAGGUGGAUGAGACUGGAGUGACUGCUGUGGUGCUCUUGGCUGAUGAUUUGGCGGCUGCUGACAGCUGUGGUCAGCAGCUGGCAGAGCGAUUUCCUCAUGCAGCUGUUGUCGGUGCAGUUGGAGCGCGCUGGCUGAUGAACGAUCGUGUCAUGCCCUCCCUGGCAGCACUGGGAGCUGAGGGUGGUUUUCCCUCAGGUCCUUGUGGAACUGUGAGACUGGCUGAGGGCGCCGUGGCUUUGCUCUUGCGCGGUCCUAAGUUGGAGGUGGUUUGCUGCGAUGGAAUGCGAGGAGUGAAGCCGGAGCUUGAAGUCACCCGUAUCUUGGGACGUGAUCGAAUUGAACACUUCAACAAUGCCCCGGCCUGGCCACGUCUUUUGGAGGUCUUUCAAGGUGCCUCUUUGGAGGAGCAACUCCAACUGCGCUCUCACAAAGCUGUGGUUUGCGUUCGGAAUCCUGGUGAGUUGCGGCGCGUUCGGAUGCUUCAGCACGAUCAAAACAGUGGAGCCGUGACCAUUCCAGGGUCCGACAUUGCUGUUGGUGCAAGGGUUCAAUUGCUGAUCAGACACCGUGGUGUUGCAGAGAAGAACCUAACCCUGCUGCCUGAGCGACUUUCUUUGGAGCAUGCUUUGUCCCCACAGCAGCUGUGUGGCUGCUUUGUCUUUGCAGACCGGGCAAGAGGCCAGGGCUUCUUCGGCCGUGAAGCCGACGCUGCGCUGGUCCGGCGUUUGUUGCCCAGCGGCCAUGUCUGCGGUGCUUUCUGCCGCGGGCAGCUGGCGAUGUCGCCGGGUGCUCCCGCGGCAGCCCAGCGGCUCGGAGCAGUCUUCGGAUUCCUCACUGACUCGACGUUGACUGAUUGA